CUAGGAAAAUGGUUUCUGUGGGUAAGGAGCUAACAUUCACUUGGCAAAAAUCAGCAAUUUUACGCCAUUGGAAAAUUCAACCAGGAAGUCGACUAACUCAGGGAAGAGUACUUUUCUUGUUUUCGACUGAUAAUGAACUGAAAGAAGAAGCCACUUCAGAAGAAAAAUUCAAAUGUUCUGUUGAAGGGACUGCGGUAUCCCUAACUGUUGGUGAAGGUAGCAAGCUAUAUCCGGGAUGCACAGUCCUCAGGUACCAGGAUUGUUCCCAUGCUACGAUCAUCAAAGACCUAUGUGCAGAAUGUGGAACUGACUUGAGGCAAUUAAGUAGAGACAGUUUAGCACAGGUCGUAGCCUCUACCUCAGUGAGCAUGGUUCACACUGUUCCUGAACUGAGAGUAAACCACGAGCAAGCACAGAAGUUAGGUCAAGCUGAUGAAGACAGAUAUCUUAAGUCAAGAAAGCUGGCACUUUUGGUAGACUUGGACCAAACAUUAAUUCACACAACAAAUGAUAAUAUACCAAACAAUUUGAAGGACGUGUACCACUUCCAACUCUAUGGGCCACGGUCUCCGUGGUACCAUACCCGUUUAAGACCAGGCACCAGAGGCUUUCUAAAAAAGAUGUCAUCAAUUUAUGAACUCCACAUCUGUACUUUUGGAGCCCGUGCAUAUGCACACAUGAUAGCCCAGCUAAUUGAUCCAGGAGGAAAUCUGUUCUCGCAUAGGAUUUUGUCCAGAGACGAGUGCUUCAAUCCAUCAUCCAAAACAGGAAAUCUGAAGGCACUUUUUCCCUGUGGUGAUUCUAUGGUGUGUAUCAUCGAUGACCGAGAAGACGUGUGGAACUUUGCACCUAACAUGGUUCAGGUAAAACCGUAUCAUUUUUUCAAGAACACUGGAGAUAUUAACGCUCCUCCUGGACUUGGUAAAACAGGAGAAAGUUUCAUCUUUCCUCAGCCACUUGAACCUCUAUCUGGUGAUGAGUUGUCUCCCAAUAAGAAUGAUGAACUAAAAUCUAAUGUGGAAACCAACAGAGAGAGAAUUUCUGAAACUGAAGAAGCAGAAACUGUCAGAACACAAACUACAGAAGCACAUAAUUCGGUCAAAGAAUCUAGUAAAGCAGAGAGUUCUGGAACUGUCAGAACACGAACUACAGAAGCACAUAAUUUGGUCAAAGGAUCUAGUAAAGCAGAGAGUUCUGGAACUGAAGUAGGAGGAACUGUCAGAACACAAACUACAGAAGCACAUAAUUUGGUCAAAGGAUCUAGUAAAGCAGAGAGUUCUGGAACUGAAGUAGGAGGAACUGUCAGAACACAAACUACAGAAACACAUAAUUCGGUCAAAGGAUCUAGUAAAGCAGAGAGUUCUGGAACUGAAGUAGGAGGAACUGUCAGAACACAAACUACAGAAACACAUAAUUCGGUCAAAGAAUCUAGUAAAGCAGAGAGUUCUGGAACUGAAAUAGAAGGAACUGUCACAACACAAAGUACAAAAAAACCUUUUUCUGGAAACUGUACCUCCAAGGUUGAAGGUAAAGCUGAUAUGAAAUAUAAGAACAUUGGGGUUAUUGGUAUCACAGUGGAAGAUCAAUUUGAAAAUUCUGACAGAGUCAUUGAAAAAAAUGCUGGUAUCCUUGAUGAUGUCGCAGAUGAUAAUAACAUCAGUAGUGAAAAUAGUAAUUCAGUUGAAGUACUAGAAAAAGAUAAAGGUUGUAAAGCAAACAUUUUGAUAAGUGCAGGUUUUGGUGCAGAGAACAAAGAAAGUGAACAUGAAUACCAAAGUGUAAAAUCUAAUUUACAUGCAGUGGACAUCAGUAAAAAUGAGAAAAGUGGACAAUAUAGUGAAGAUCUUGUCUCUGUGAUGACAUCUUCUGGUGCUGACAUCAAAGACGGGUUAGGAUUUGAAGAAAAACAACAAACUACAAGUAAUGGACAAUCAAAAAACCAGAAUUCUAGCCACCCCUCUAAAGUUGAAUCUUUGGUUUGCUCAUCAACAGUUACGUAUUCUGAGAUGAACGUAAAAUACAGUGCAGCCACAAGUUCCAAUAUACAUAAUAAUUCUGACAUUGGUGAAGGUUGCGUGACCAGUAGCUCAGAUGAGAUAGGUGCUUACAUUGCCACAGGUGAGAAUAAACCUUUGGGCAGCAGCAAGGAGGAGGAGGGAAAUGAAGAUGUGAUGGAUGUGCCUGAUGCAGAUGACUACUUAUUAUACCUGGAAGAAAUUCUGCAAACUAUUCACAAAGCUUAUUAUGAUAUCUAUGAUCAAAUGAAGACUCAGGGGCAUGAGGAUAUUCCUGACUUGAAGUACGUGAUACCCUACGUAAGACGCAAAGUUCUGAAAGGAGUAAACAUUGUUUUCAGUGGUGUCAUCCCAACAAACAUGAUUCCGGAAAAGAGUAAACCUUGGAUUGUUGCCAAGUCUUUGGGAGCAAAUAUUUUCAAAGAUUUAAUACCAGCCUCUCUUGAUAAAAAGAAGGCUACUACCCAUGUAAUUGCAGCAAAACUGGGAACAGCCAAGGUGAACAGAGCCAAAAGAAUGAAAGGUGUUGAGAUUGUUACUCCAGCUUGGCUCUGGUGUUGUAAUGAAAGGUGGGAAAAGGUUAAUGAAAGGUUGUUCCCUUUGACAAAGGACUCAAACUAUAAAAUAAAUCCUAUUUCUCAGAACACCUUGAAUGAGAUGCGCUUUCUCGACAUUCAGUCUCAGUACUUUAACAAAGCAUUUAAUGCAGUUCAUCCAAACUUUGAAGACUGCCCUGUUUAUGAUCCCAUCACGGGAAAGCGAGUACGACAGCAAAACAGUUCGUUGUCUUUACUUCCUAGAGCAGGUAUUCCUGAUGAAGGAACAUUUCAGUCUGAUGGUUUGUUAUCUUCUUUUUCUCCCCAGCAGUCAGCACUUGUGUCUUCUACAUCAGAGAAAUCAUCAUCUUCAUGUCGGUUCUCAGAAAGUUAUAGCCCUCUGCUGGCAUUUUCCAAGCAAGAUUUAAAAGACAUGGAUCAAGAGGUUGAAGAUGCUUGUAGUGAGAAUUCUGGAGAAGGGAGAGAUGAUGAUGAAGAAAGUGAUGACACUGAUUUGGAAUUAAUUCCAAAGAAGCGUAAAGAGGAUAGUUCAGAGUCCAGCAGCGUAGAGAGCUUGUCCGGUGGAGAGUGCCCAAGGAAAUGGAAGAAACGAAAGUGGAAGCAAGACUUCGAGGACACUCUUGAGGACGAAGAAUUUGAUAGUGAUGACGAUGAAAAGAUAAUAAAAUUUCGUCGCAUGGAAUCGUAUGAAAGUGACAAGAGUGACAGUGAGGAAUAUAAUGAGUCAAUUGGAUCAGUAGAUGAAGAGAUGGCAGCAGCUGUGGAGAGGGAGUUUUUAAGUUCUUGAACUUUUUUCAUGUACAGUUUCUACUUGUAGUAUCAACAAUCUUGAUUUUGUUUUUUAAUAUAUAAAGUGUUCAUCAAUUUACGAGUUGAAAUUCAAAAGUUACUGAGGUCAAACUUCACAUUUUCUAUCAUAUAAGCCCCCCCCCUUUUUUUUUACCAUAUCAUAUCUCCCAAGUGUUAUCAUUAUUUACUUUCCAUCAUAUUUCAAUUACUGUACAUAAACUAUGUUGCAUUAAUCUUCUGAAAUGUGGGUUAUAGAACAGCUUUGAUGUAUACUAUAAAAGUUCCAGGUUCAGUUCUUUCAGUGACUAUUAUACGUUGCACUUCAGAUUCACGUGUUUCAUUUUCUUUUGUAUCAUAAAAUGUUUGUGAUUCUUA
Molecule: messenger RNA, 3736 nt
Organism: Limulus polyphemus (Atlantic horseshoe crab)
Lineage: Eukaryota; Metazoa; Arthropoda; Merostomata; Xiphosura; Limulidae
Gene: Fcp1
Product: RNA polymerase II subunit A C-terminal domain phosphatase-like
Exons: 7
Coding region: 9-3359 (1116 amino acids)
Cellular component (GO): nucleus
Molecular function (GO): RNA polymerase II CTD heptapeptide repeat phosphatase activity
Source: RefSeq, a predicted model, not a curated record